Glossina fuscipes is the source of this 483-nucleotide messenger RNA. Its product is annotated as pre-mRNA-processing factor 19-like. Gene Ontology annotation, cellular component: cytoplasm; U2-type catalytic step 1 spliceosome; Prp19 complex. The record is from RefSeq and is a predicted model, not a curated record. Gene Ontology annotation, molecular function: ubiquitin protein ligase activity. The coding region runs from base 22 to 315 and encodes 97 amino acids. Gene Ontology annotation, biological process: protein ubiquitination; mRNA splicing, via spliceosome; DNA repair. NCBI's taxonomy places the organism in Eukaryota, Metazoa, Arthropoda, Insecta, Diptera, Glossinidae. The transcript has 2 exons.
GAAAGGAGGUAUUAAAAAAAUAUGUCGUUAAUUUGUGCAAUUACAAAUGAGAUGCCUGAUAUUGCGGUCGUAUCGCCUUUUUCCGGAGCAAUUUUCGAGAAGCGUAUUAUUGAAAAAUACAUAACCGAGAAUGGCUGCGAUCGAAUUAAUGGCAAAGAGAUGAAAAUUGAAGAUUUAAUUGAGGUGAAGACACCACCAAUUGUAAAACCGAAGCCUCCUAGCGCUACUAGUAUUCCGGCAACCCUCAAAACAAUGCAAGACGAGUGGGGCGCUCUCAUGUUGCAUUCAUUUACGCAGAGGCAACAAUUGCAUUGAUAUUUGUUCCCUCCAAGCAGUAGUUCUCCUCUCGCUUUCUUUUUCAUCAUUAUUUAUAUAUAGGUUUGCUAUCUUUCCAGCUCUUAGUGCUUAGUUUGGAUGAUAAUAGUUGUUCCGCUUCGCAAACAAAUGUAAUAAAAGGUAAAAUAAAGUGAAAAACGCAAAAUC